This is a messenger RNA of Spea bombifrons (plains spadefoot toad), 1219 nucleotides long. RefSeq names its product heat shock transcription factor 2 binding protein (gene HSF2BP). The transcript is spliced from 7 exons. NCBI's taxonomy places the organism in Eukaryota, Metazoa, Chordata, Amphibia, Anura, Pelobatidae. Gene Ontology annotation, cellular component: cytosol. The coding region runs from base 70 to 1011 and encodes 313 amino acids. The record is from RefSeq and is a predicted model, not a curated record.
UCUCUUGCUGUGAUUGGCUGCAGUAUUUAUUAUAGUGUUUUUCUAUUUUGUCUCCAGUAUUGCGUUUCGAUGUCUGGAUCCUCAGGGGCGGAGUUUGUCCUCGUCAGAAGGCGGGACUUGGAACGUCUGACCACAGAAGUCAUGCAGAUGAAAGAGUUUCUGCCGCAGAUCCUAAACCAGGAAUUAUUGUCUAAUGUCCAGAGACUGGAGCAGGCGGAGAGCGCUCUGGAUGUAAAGGAGUCGGACUGCGAACAUUUCAGAUCCCGCCUGGAAGCCGCUCAGAGUGAAUGUUUGCAGGAGAAGGAGGAGAAGCUGUCUGUUCUGGCCCAGCUAAGCAGUCUCCAAGAGCAGUCUCUGCAGCAGGCUGAGUUCUGCACCCUCAUGGGUUCCACUCUAUGCACUUUACUGUGGGGGGUCUCUAGCCGAGAGGAGGCGGUGAGGAGCCUUCUGGGAGGGGGGAAGGCAGUGGCAUUUUUCGGCCUCGCGUCGCAGACUUUGUCCAGUUACGUGGAGUCUCUGGAGCAGCCGCAGGACGAGGAGGCUGAGGAGAGCCAGUUUGUUCUGGGUCUGGCUGGGACGAUCACCAAUAUUGCUGCUGUCUCUUUCGGACGAGAGUUCCUGGUGACCACCUGUAGAGAUCUUCUAGAGACCUGGAUUCACCUUCUGGGGAGGAUCAAACCCGGGACCUGCUGUCGGCUCCGAGUUCUCAUGCUGAUGUCUCUCUACAAUGUAUCUAUUAAUCGGAAGGGUGUUUCCUGGAUGAGUCAAAAUGUCUCGUUAAUCUCUCAGCUCCAGAGACUUCUAACAGAUCGAGACCCUGACGUGUGCCUCCAUACCCUGCGUCUCCUGCAGUCCGUGGCACUGGAGUCAGACGGACCGCGCCACAUGCAAAGUGAGCUGCACAAGUGUCUGCCCCGCAUCGUGGAGCUGGCCCAGAGCCGGAGCGCCGAGCUGCAGACUGCGGCCGGAGAGCUGCUGGAGGAGAUGAGAGCCCUGGAGGCAAAAGGGUAAAUGGGGGCCCCAACCGCCCCGCGUACGAUGCCACUUCCUGGAACUGAUGCCUCUGCGUGUUGGGCUGUUGUGUUACUCUGUGUGUUUCGUUGCGUAGCUUCCUGUGACAUCACACCACAUAUUUUCUGCUGUUGUAUGUGUGAUGCCACUUCCUGCGAGAUUUAGAAAUGCGCCUGUUUUGCAAUAAAGUGUGAGAUUUGUGGUUCAA